CCUGUUUUUACCUUUUUGCCCUCGUCAUCGCCAAAUGAGUCAUCUCAAACUCCUUCCAUUUCUGCAAUAACCAAACAUUGUUUUCCUUUUUGGGUGUAUCUUUCUUUUUGUUUCUUUUGUGAGUAACCAUACAAGAAGAAGAAGAAGCAUGUUUUCAAGGUUGAUACAUCCCCGCGGCGGUGGCGGUGAUGGCGACGGAGUGGAAGAGAUGAUGGUGCAGGGCGGAGGAGGAGGAGGAGGAGGUGGGGAGCCGUCUCUGGUUUUGACCUCUGAUCCGAAGCCUCGGCUUCGUUGGACCACGGACCUCCAUGAACGCUUCGUUGAUGCUGUCACUCAACUUGGCGGUGCCACCAAAGCCACACCAAAAGCGAUUUUGCGAACAAUGAAUGUCAAGGGUUUGACUCUAUAUCACUUAAAGAGUCAUCUGCAGAAAUACAGGCUUGGUAAGCAAUCAGGAAAAGAUUUUGAUGAGGGAUGCAAAGAUGCUUCGUACCCUCUGGAAAGCCCCAGUACAAAUAACUCAUCUCCUAAGCCGUCUUAUGAUGCUAAUGAGGGCCAAGAAGUAAAGGAAGCAUUAAGGGCACAAAUGGAAGUGCAAAGUAAACUACAUUUGUUAGUGGAGGUAAAUUUUAUUUCAGUAAUGCUAAAUAAGGCAAAGAAGCACUUGCUAAUUUGCCAGGAUGCUGAACAGACAUAUAUGGUCAUGCUUGAGAGAGCUUGCAAGAUGUUGGCUGAUCAAAUUAUUAGCAAUCCAAUGGUCGACACAGGCAGCCAAAGGUUGGAAGGAUUGCAUGUUUCGGAAGUGCCGGUGCCGUCGCUUAUUCUGCUGCCCCAGGGAACUGAAAGCUGCCUAACAUCACUUGAGAAUCUCGGAGGAUUGACGCUGGAAGGAUCUCCAAGCGGGGCAAGGAAGAGAAUUCUGAAUUUAGACUCAGUGGUAGCUCCUUUGAUGUGGAACGAAGCUAACAUGAGAACUCAGGGUAUCCAUUCAAGUCAAGUGAAUCCUCAUCACGAAAUAACUGGGUAUGGUAUGUAGGCAGGAAAGAUUAACAUAAUUGUUCCUCAUCACCAUAUUAUGUGAUGUGAACUGUGAAGACAGGGUAUGAAGGUUUAAUACCUAGACCAGAUUAAUUUUGGUUUUCUUAUAUCUUGGUGGUAGCAGAUGCUCAAAUUUAACUACUUACAUUUUGUAAAUUAAGAAUACUAUACAUCAGACCAAGAUGGUGCUGGCCAUCCAUGUACUUUCGUCCAUUGAUAUUUAAUUUAGUUUCUAAGUUCAAAAAG
Messenger RNA from Arachis stenosperma, 1284 nucleotides. RefSeq names its product protein PHR1-LIKE 2-like. Gene Ontology annotation, molecular function: DNA binding; DNA-binding transcription factor activity. The transcript is spliced from 6 exons. The record is from RefSeq and is a predicted model, not a curated record. NCBI's taxonomy places the organism in Eukaryota, Viridiplantae, Streptophyta, Magnoliopsida, Fabales, Fabaceae. Bases 149 to 1036 code for a protein of 295 amino acids.